Aegilops tauschii subsp. strangulata is the source of this 810-nucleotide messenger RNA. RefSeq names its product peptide methionine sulfoxide reductase A2-1. The record is from RefSeq and is a predicted model, not a curated record. Gene Ontology annotation, molecular function: peptide-methionine (S)-S-oxide reductase activity. Gene Ontology annotation, cellular component: cytoplasm. Lineage: Eukaryota; Viridiplantae; Streptophyta; Magnoliopsida; Poales; Poaceae. Gene Ontology annotation, biological process: cellular response to oxidative stress.
UUCGACAGGCCUUAUUACAAAACCUGGACAUCCAGACCCGCGCGCCCGUCCCCUCUAACAACAGAUCAACCGAUCCUUGAAAAGUCCACCCUCCACCACGGGCAACACCAUGUCGAGCACCGGCGCGUCGGGCCCGGACGCCGACGCGGCGGCCGGCGAGGGGCUGGAGCUGGCGCAGUUCGGGGCGGGCUGCUUCUGGAGCGUGGAGCUGGCGUACCAGCGGCUCCCCGGCGUGGCGCGCACCGAGGUGGGCUACUCGCAGGGGCACCUCGACGGGCCCACCUACCGCGACGUGUGCGGCGGCGGCACCGGCCACGCCGAGGUGGUGCGCGUGCACUACGACCCCAAGGAGUGCCCCUACGCCGUGCUUCUCGACGUCUUCUGGGCCAAGCACAACCCCACCACGCUCAACAAGCAGGGCAACGACGUCGGGACGCAGUACCGGUCGGGCAUCUACUACUACACGGCGGAGCAGGAGCGGCAGGCGCGGGAGUCGCUGGCGGAGAAGCAGCGGGAGUGGAAGGAGAAGAUCGUGACGGAGGUCCUCCCGGCGAGGAGGUUCUACGCGGCCGAGGACUACCACCAGCAGUACCUCGAGAAGGGCGGCCAGUCCGCCAAGAAGCGCUGCUCCGACCCCAUCCGCUGCUACGGCUGAAACCACUGCCCCCGUCCCCGACCGCCUAAGCUAUUGGUGCUGCAUUGCCAGUAGCAUCAUAAAGGACACCGUCUACCUGACUGUUGUUGUUGUUACAAUAAACAAACCCAUUCGUGCAGCGUUUUAAGGUGAGGUCUGGCACUUUGUUUGCUCGA